AUGGCUACUGUAUCUACGCAGUCCAACACCUUCUCAAGCUGCCUAAUCGAUGUAAGCUUUGACAUGGAUGAGGCUCUCACUUUGCCUCCAAAUUUCGGCCAUCAAAUCUCCGAAUCCCACUUUUUGGUCGCCGAUAUGCCUACGGUUGUUUCGGAUGAUGUUUGCUCCGUUUGCAUGGAGCGUUUCCAGUCAGGCGUAGGUGGGAAACGAGUCCCAUGUGGCCACGUCUACCAUGCAGGUUGUAUCUCCUCCUGGCUCUCAAACUGCAACUCUUGCCCUCUGUGCCGGUCUAACGUCUCCAGUGGAAAAUGA
This is a messenger RNA of Hevea brasiliensis (rubber tree), 312 nucleotides long. RefSeq lists its product as uncharacterized. The transcript has a single exon. The coding region runs from base 1 to 312 and encodes 103 amino acids. The record is from RefSeq and is a predicted model, not a curated record. Lineage: Eukaryota; Viridiplantae; Streptophyta; Magnoliopsida; Malpighiales; Euphorbiaceae.